This is a messenger RNA of Phytophthora nicotianae INRA-310, 2245 nucleotides long. RefSeq lists its product as hypothetical. The record is from RefSeq and is a predicted model, not a curated record. Lineage: Eukaryota; Oomycota; Peronosporomycetes; Peronosporales; Peronosporaceae. Gene Ontology annotation, molecular function: RNA binding. The coding region runs from base 35 to 2158 and encodes 707 amino acids. The transcript has a single exon.
CUGUGGCGGACCAGUCAAUAUAGCGUACACGAGGAUGGCUACGUCUGUGCGUGUGUACGUGGGUGGCCUGCCUACGGACGCUAAGAACCAGGAGCUGCGUGAACGUUUCGGCCGGUUCGUUAACAAUGGAGCGGACUGCAGAUUGGCGGACGUGGAGCUUCCGAAACCUAAACCGAUGGGAACUUUCUUGCCGCCACCAGGAAGUUCGCGUGGAUUCGCUUAUCUGACGCUACAGGGUGCGGACGCUGAAGCGCAGAGCGAGAAGCUGCAGAAGACUUUUAACCGUACCAAGUGGCGCGGAUCCAUGCUUAAAGUACAGCCAGCUAAGCCUCAUUUCCAGCUGAAAUUGCAGCAAGAGUGGGAAGAGGAGGAGCAGAAGAAAAAGCUGGCGGAAGACAGACACCGAGAGCAACAGCAACAGAUUAACACGCCAACUGAAGAGCUGCUGCCUCUGAAACUUGGGGUUAAGUUUAAAGGCAGGAAGAAGACGAGAUUCCCAGAGGUGGACGAAGUGGUGGAACCAGUUAAGCAGGUAGAACAGGUUAAGCAGGAGGAGACGGACACGGAGUCGUCCGAGGAGGAGAGUGAAGGUGCAGCUGAGGAGAGUGGCUCAGAGGAUGACGUAGCAGCUGAAGAUGUGCUUGGAGAGGACGACGUGGAGGCUUUUGUGAGGCAAAUGGAGGAGGAGAAUGCGAUUGAGGAGAAUGAACAGGAGAAGAAGCCUUUGACGAAGGAGGAGGUGAAUGCUCGUCGCUUGGCGGCAUUGGAAGCUAAACAGCAGCGGAAAAAGGAGGAGAAAGUGGUGAUUCCGCCUAUUGGUGAGGCAAUGGGCAACAAGAAAAUCACGUUUGAUGAUAGUGGCAAUGAACAGGAGCCCGAGGAACAGGAAGAACAUGACGGCGUGAUCUCCAACUGGAUGGAUUCCAGUGACGACGAAGCGGACGAUGAGCGUGGAGGACGCAACACAUUCGAGUUUACGGACGAUGCUGAAGUCUCGGCUGAUAUUGACGCAGAAGCACAGGCGGCGUUUGCACUGAGACCUGAGUUUGUCGGUGAGAAAGGUAAGAAGCUGUUUGAGAUGCAGAAGCGCUUCGGAGGCGACGCGCGUUUCCGUCUGGAUGCGCGUUUCUUGGAAGAAGAAGCCAACGAAUAUGGCGGCAAUGAAGUUGACGAUGAGGAGCAUGAAAUGGAUGAGGAAGCGAUUACGGAGCUGCAGAACUUUUUAGAAGAGGAGAACCCAGAGGAAGCUGCUCGUCAUGCGCAUGAGAUGCGCGAAGAAGAGGAAGCAGCAUUGCGUGUGGUAUCCAAACUGUUCCCUGAUGUGGAUGUGACCCGUUUGCAGCGCAGACUGCAGGAACAGCGCGCUCCCAAGGACCCAUUGAAGGAGGCUGCCUGGAUGGGAGAAUUGAAGCGCUACGACCCACGUGACGCUCACGCGUGUCGAGAGUUCGAGAUCCCCAUGACAACGACAGCAUCGAGCGUACAGAAGGAAGAAGAAGUUGCUGCGCCACCUAAACGCGAGGAGAAGGAGAUCCCGACCGGUGGUGAUCGAUUCUUCUCGACUACUGGCGAUCUGAGCAAUCUCUUCUCUCGUGUACGUAAAAACUCGGAAGAUGGCGAGGAAGGCGAAGCUGCGCUCGAUGGUGUGUUUAAGUUUGGUUCUACUGCUGCUGAUACGGGCUCAGAAGCUCCAUUCAAGAUGAGUUCGCUCUUCUCCUUCCCAGUUGGUGAGGAUAAACCUCUCGCGGCUAUGGGUGAGCAAUUGCUUGAAGACGAGCAAGAGGAACCUGUAGCGACUGCAGGUGAUUGGGCCUUCUCCCCAGGUUUCCACCUCACAGAAGACCACGAUGAUGAGGCUAUGGCUACAGACAGCGAGGCGAGUGAUGAUGAAGAUGACGGGGAGAUGAAGGCAGAGUUGACCAAGAAACGUGCCAAGAAGAGUCUGGAGGACUUUCUAGCUUUCGGUAGGACGUUUGUCGGCGGUCAAGAGGUAGCAGAUUGGCCUGAACGUCGGAAGAAACUUACACUGGACUACAAGCGCAAACGCCGUGAUGCCGUCAAGAUGAAGAAACGGCACAACAAGCAGCAGAACAAGAUGAAUAAAGCCAAGACAGAUACCACUGGAACGUCUUCGAAGUGGAAGAAACCUAGGGUCUAAGGACUAAAAGAUUAUGCAUCUUGUCAGUUACGCAGUCUCGGUGUUGCUUCACAGUCAAAAGGAUCAAUUGUCUUUUCAUAAAGUCAG